Messenger RNA from Halichondria panicea, 1382 nucleotides. Its product is annotated as thiosulfate transporter TsuA-like. The transcript is spliced from 10 exons. NCBI's taxonomy places the organism in Eukaryota, Metazoa, Porifera, Demospongiae, Suberitida, Halichondriidae. Bases 97 to 1248 code for a protein of 383 amino acids. The record is from RefSeq and is a predicted model, not a curated record. Gene Ontology annotation, cellular component: plasma membrane.
CAUUAAUUUUUUUCAAGUGACUUGCUAUGUAGAGGGUGGUAAAAGGUGGAAAGUACUUUGCACGUUGCUAUGCCAGUUGCAGUGAACUGAAAAGUGAUGUCUUCCAGAGCUCAAAUCAAGUCGGAUUCUGCCAGUAAUGGUGCGGGGAGAGGGAUGGCCAAUGGUCAUAGUGCCAGUAGAUCUACAACAACGUCUGGGUCUGGGACAGAGUAUCAUUGGCUCAAGAUGCUCACCAUUGGAGCCAGUGGAGCUCUCUUUGGCUAUGCUGCUAAGAUCACUAAUGUGUACCUUCCUCAAGUGAUUCGCAGUCAGAUGGUUUUCCAGGACUUCACCAUGCUGAAAGUCUUCCUUGCCGCCACUGUGGGGGGCACAGUGUGGUUUAUGCUGCUCUCCAGACUCUCCUCCACUCGUGGCCUCUUUCAGUCCAUUCGGAGAAAUUUUGCCUCCUGUAUUCUAAGUAAAAAAAAGUUUGCUUUCAUUGGAGGUGGUCUGAUACUAGGCAUGGGGAUGACCAUCUGUGGAUCGUGUCCUGGGAUGGUGUUCACUCAGGUUGGGAGUGGGAACAAGGGAGCAUUGUACACUCUACUGGGCUGCUUCAGCGGGGCCCUGAUAUAUGGAGUGCUGGAGCCAACAUUGAGAAAGUGGUUCACUAAACCGGUGGAACAGAAGCAGACUGUUUGGAUUGAUGAAAUGGCUGGAGUUUCUUACCUCGCAGCUGCCCUUCCCUUUGCUGUCGCUCUGGUUGGUGGACUGGUACUCACUGAGCUGUACAUACCCCCAAACAAACUGGCUUUGCCAGCGGUGUCUCAUCCAGUUAUUGGAGGUCUGAUAAUGGGCUCUCUGCAACUACUUAUUGGCUUUACAGUGGAGGACAGCCUUGGGGGGAGUAGCUCUUACUGCACCAUUCUCUCCAGAUUAGGUCUCUCUUCUCUCAUCCCUUACUUUGAGAACUACCGCACUGGUUUUGCCAACUGGUGGCAGGUGAUCUACUGGCUUGGUGCUGUGAGUGCAGCUGCCCUGACCUCCUACGCCACUGGGACGUGGGCACGAGGGGACCCCAUCACUCCGGGUAUGGGCCUCAUUGGUGGGUUCAUGAUGGUGUUUGGAGCACGACUAGCCUCUGGAUGUACAAGUGGUCACGGUCUGUCUGGAAUGGCACUGCUGUCCUUCUCCUCUUUUGUUGCGGUGGCCGCCAUGUUUGCUGGAGGGAUUGGUCUGGAGAAUGCUGUUAGACUCUUGCAUAGCUAGAAUAAACUCAUGUCAUGUCCUGAACUGUCCUGUGAUCCCCUAUACCCAUUUUAUUUAUUUGUAUUUUGCUGUUGUAUCCAUGCAAUUCAGUGUGACUGUAAUUGAACAAUUCACAACAGUUUUUGUUCUGUUUU